AUGGAUGCCAUUUCGGAUCGGGCUUUUACGGAGACCAAUUCCACAACAGCGCAGAAUAUCCACAAGGUUAUUGAUGAAACACCGUCCUUGCUAACGGUCAUUUUGGAUUUACAUCCUCUUGAAUGGAAAUCAUACACAGCAAACAAUGAAAAUAUUAGUUUUAGAGAUGUCACAUCUGCGAUGUUGGUAAUGCUAAACUCACAUUUGGCUUUGAAUAGUGGAAAUCGUGUAAGCGUUUAUAUUGCCAACAGUUUCCACCAUGGGGCAAAGCUAGUUUAUCCUGAAGUUGAUGAAAUAAAAAAAGAGAGACUAGAUCAGGUUGAAGCUAAAAGACAACGUACAUACUUACAGAAUGGUGAUGGCAAUGACGGUGAUAAUGAUAAUGAAAAACUGAAAGGACUUAGAGAAAACAAACAGAGGCUGCUCAAAAGUUUGGGUUUGUAUGGACAAUUUAAAGUUAUAGACGCUAGAAUAUUAGAGAUUCUACAAGAGCUAUUUGAAAUCGAGCCGGACCGUCUCAAGGAGAUAAUAAGUAAAGACAAAGAUUUUAUCAAAGGAACUAUGAUAGGUGCCAUAUCUACAGCGUUAACGGCAAUAAAUAAGUUACAAACAGAAGAAGAUACGUUGAAUAUGAAGGCAAGAAUUAUGGUCAUAAGUGUCAGUGGAGAUAAUACGUUACCCUAUGUCUCGAUGAUGAACACUAUUUUUGCGGCACAGAAGAUGAAGGUCUCCAUUGAUGUAUGUAAGUUGGGACAAAGUUCAAUCUUUUUGCAACAAACAAGUGAUGCAACAAACGGGGUCUAUAUUGAUAUCAAACACCCAUCCGGAUUAAUACAGUAUCUGAGUAAUGCCCUAUUUAUCGAACCAAUGUUGCGUCCACUUAUAGUUUUGCCUACAAAUACUACAAUUGAUUUUCGUGCUUCUUGUUUUGUGACUAACCAAGUGGUCGAUAUAGGGUACGUUUGCUCGGUCUGUCUCUGCAUUAUCAGUAUGGUUCCCAACGAUGAGAUGUGUCCGACCUGCCACUCUAAAUUUGAUCAUAAAUUAAUCACCAAAUUGAAACGUAAGCCAAAAGUUCUACCCUUGGAGGUGAAAAAGAAGAAGAAGCAAGCUUGA
Molecule: messenger RNA, 1116 nt
Organism: Pichia kudriavzevii
Lineage: Eukaryota; Fungi; Ascomycota; Pichiomycetes; Pichiales; Pichiaceae
Exons: 1
Coding region: 1-1116 (371 amino acids)
Biological process (GO): regulation of DNA-templated transcription; nucleotide-excision repair
Cellular component (GO): transcription factor TFIIH core complex; transcription factor TFIIH holo complex
Source: RefSeq, a predicted model, not a curated record